CAUGCCUGUUCAGAGUAAUGAGCCAGCCUCCAUAGAAUAAACAAAUAUAUAUAUUUUCAUUACAAAGUCAAAUAAUUAUUUUCCCUCAAAGCAUGGGAUUCUAUACCUUGAUUCUUGACCCCUAAAUCACCCCUUCUCACGUCCUUAUAAGACAACUAAAAGAAACCUACAAACCUAAUCACACGCUUAUAUAUAUAUAUUUCAAGGUAUAUAUUCAAAAGCAUAGUCCAUCAAUAUUAUUCUCUACAUUUUGCUUCAACAAUAAUAAGUGAUAUAUAAUAAAAUCAUAAACACAUAGUAUUGUGUUUGUGAUAAAAAAUUGAAGGUGCAAAUUAUGGCUGCUUCUAUGUCUUCUUUCUUAUCUAUGAAACCUAUGAAACCAAGAGAAACAUAUCUCAAGAGAUUCAACAUACGUCGAGGGAUGCAAGUAAUAAAAGUACAAAAUUAUCAUCAAGAUGAAGGGAGAUCAACCGAUAUAGUAGAUGGAAAUUUGAAUGUUCUAAAGGAGAGGAUAGAGAUAGUGAAGGUGAAGGAGAGACUUGAAAGGUGUUGUAGAUAUCGACAUGGUUGGAAUUAUGUGCCACUUUCUAUUAAUGAUCAUAAAAGAAACAAAAGAGAGAAAGAAUUGAGAAGCUUCAUUGAGUUGAUUUGUCUAGUUUGUGGAACUAUUGGUUUGACCUCUUUUGUUGGAACCCUUUUCCUUUGCCUUGUUUCAUUGAUUGUUCAUUUGCAAGUAUGACUUAUUAAAAAUGUAUAGGUUAUUAGUUUGAGUGUGUUUAGCAGUUGAUGAGUAUAAUUAAUUUCUUCUAUUAGAAAAGGUUUUUGGAGGUGUCUUCAUGGUCGUUAUAUAUCUACAUCGUAUGUGAAUUUU
Messenger RNA from Lathyrus oleraceus (garden pea), 871 nucleotides. RefSeq lists its product as uncharacterized. NCBI's taxonomy places the organism in Eukaryota, Viridiplantae, Streptophyta, Magnoliopsida, Fabales, Fabaceae. Bases 335 to 739 code for a protein of 134 amino acids. The record is from RefSeq and is a predicted model, not a curated record. The transcript has 2 exons.